Messenger RNA from Myodes glareolus (Bank vole), 821 nucleotides. RefSeq names its product mast cell immunoglobulin like receptor 1 (gene Milr1). Lineage: Eukaryota; Metazoa; Chordata; Mammalia; Rodentia; Cricetidae. The record is from RefSeq and is a predicted model, not a curated record.
GUGUGGGGUUGGGAAGAGGAUUCUCAGAAGUCACACCUCACUCUGCAGUAGCACUACUAAGGAUGGGUGUGGGUGGCUCUCCCAUGUGCCUCUCUCUCGCCUCAUUCAUGGGAAUGAGGAGCUGGCUGGACAGACCGUUACUCUGGGCUAUUUUUCUUUCUACCACACUUCAGAAUGCUGCAGUGGAUUGUAAGAGGGCGAGAACAAACGAACUACCUUCUCCAAAUUUGAACUCAAGUAUGAAUGUGGUCAGCAUGGGCCAAAAUGUAUCUCUGUCUUGUUCCAGCAAGAACACAUCAGUGAAUAUCACCUAUUCGUUGUUUUUGAGUAAGAAACAUCUACAAACCAAGCUAAGUGGGGAAACGGUGACUUUUUACCUGAAGAUUUCCAAUGCCAACGAAACAGGCCCCUACAAAUGCAAAACCAAUGCUUCCGACCAGUCGAAAUAUAGUCAGGAAUUCAACUUCACAAUUGCCAAAGAGAGCUGCCCUUCCUGUCUGCUGUCACAGCUGCUGCCUGCAGUGUUACUGGGGCUGCUGGUAAUAAUCCUAGUUCUGGUUUUCUUCAUUCGAACAAAAUACAAAAAAGAAAAAGCUCGGAGAAAGAGCGAGUCCAAGGAUUCUGGAGAUGCACCCAUGCAAGGCGAGCUGUAUGCAAACAUCUGUGAGACUCAGACAGAGGCAGGACAACCCCAGGAGCUACACUACAUCACUCCAGUCUUCAAGGAGGUGGCACCCAGGGAACAAGAAGGCCAUGCUGGUAAUAAAGUGGAUUACGUCUAUUCUGACCUCACCUACUGAGGUGUGAAGAAACCGACUGCA